Molecule: messenger RNA, 3857 nt
Organism: Ciona intestinalis (vase tunicate)
Lineage: Eukaryota; Metazoa; Chordata; Ascidiacea; Phlebobranchia; Cionidae
Source: RefSeq, a predicted model, not a curated record
GUCGUCACACAAGAGACAGUCUGUAUUUACAUGCAUGCGAAGAGCAGCGAAGGCGCGAAGCGAUUGUGACGUAACAGUAAUAGAGUUUUAGAUAGACAAAUGCUGCCAGCAUGAAACCUAUGGAUUUUUCGAAGCGCAAAUACUCUCAAGGAAUCAUAACUGUAUUAUUUCUGCUGGAAAUCUCAUGUUUUUGUCAAGGCGCAGUGUCGACCUGCAAUGCUGUUUUAACUGGAAGUUCGGGAACUUUUACGUCACCAAACUACCCCCGACCCCCUAAAGUGACGUUACCAAAAUUUACGUCAGCAUUCCCUAACAAUGGUGGUUUUGUGACGUGUAGUUGGGAGAUAAUCGUCCCGAGUGGGAAGGGAAUCCAACUGAAGUUUGGAGACUUUUUCAUGGCAGAGAACUCGGUCGAUGAUUGCGAUAAAGGGGAAGUCGAAGUAUUUAUUGGAGUCGGGAAAACGAAGAGUGGUCUAGAUACUUAUUGUUCUGGUAACAACCCCGACAUUGUGACGUUACACAACAACACAGCCACGGUGACCUUUCGACGACCUUUAACUUUCAGCGGGCGAGGAUUCCUUAUUUCAUAUAUUGCUAUAACACCUGGUAAAACCGUGGACGAUUUUGUUACUUGCUGUGCAACUGGAGAGGUGCGACGUGACGUCGGGACAUUUAGUGUUGUCUGCCCUGCUGGCUGUGCUGGCAUCUAUCGACAAACUACAACUGGGAAUCUUUGUUACCGAGAUACGUCCCAUCUGUGCUUGUCAGCCGUCCAUGCUGGUGUUACUUCGGAUAACUUUGGUGGAAGGGUGAAGGUAGAACGCCAACUCAGCAAGGUGUUGUACCAUGGGGAGGGAGCUAACAACAUAUCGUCGUCUACUGGGGGAUUGUCAGACUCAAUGGUAUGUUUCCCCGAGCUGAAGACUUGCCAUGAUCAAAUCGUUUUCACGGAGAAUCAGUUAACGGCGUCUUCUGUGUUGAACAUAAGUGACCCGAAAGGAGGGUAUCAAGUCUGGUCGCCUAAAAAAGCGAUGCUUACCGCUUAUGACAAAGCAUGGAAGCCGGCCAACCAUUCAUCUGAACAGUGGAUACAAGUUAACCUACGUCGUCCAUAUAAUAUCACAGCCAUAUUAACUAAAGGAUCAGCCAAACCCUACUCGUGGACUAAAAGUUACACGAUUAAGUACAGUAUGAACAAUAUAACGUGGAAGAAUUAUAAAGAAGAAGGCAGCGAUCGGCCCAAGAUUUUCUCUGGGAACCGAAACUACUUCGCAGAAGUGCGGAAUAACUUCGUCCGACCUCCUAUAACUGCAAAGUAUCUUCGCGUUUAUCCCACACCACAGAAACAACAUGAUGCCAUGCUUGAAUAUGGUCUUAAGUUUGGGCUUCUAGGUUGUCUGCCCUCAUCCUUGCCGGUUCCGGACCCUACCCCCGCACCGACCCCUAAAACACCUUCAACAAUUCUCACGAAAAUUGUAAAAACUACAACAACAACAACGACGACAACAACCACGAACCCCGUCACCACAACGUCACAACCACCGUUGAAUUCACCAAUACCUAACGAAACAACAACAGUCGCCCCAACCAACGCAACGUCAUCCGUUCCUGCUGGUGGAGAUGUAGAUGAUUCGGGAGGUGUUAAAGACCCUAAACCUAAUCCUGAGAAUGGAGAAAUAAGCGAGAAAAGUAUCAUCAUAAUAGCCAUUGUUGCCGCAUUAGCUGUGACGUCAAUAUUACUUGCUGCUUUGGUUCUCAUUCUUGUAAGAAAAAGGAAAAAGGAACCAAAACUUGAAACAAUGGUGCCUACGUCACAGACGAACGCUACCUACGCGACUGGAAUAGACAUUCGUUAUCCAGACUACAAAUACUCGAAGCAGAAGAAAAAACAGCUGAAAAAAGAGAAAAAGAAAAACAAGAUUGGCAAAUUUGAAAUCAAGAACGUCAACUACAAAGAUAGCAUGCCGCUAGCUGCCGCUGUGGAGCAAUCUUUAACGAUGGCUAAUUCUCGCGGGGGGAUUACCCUAAGGUACGACCAACAACAACGUCAAUCAAUGUCGAGUAAUGACCCACUAAUGACGUCAUGUAACGGCGCUCCAUUACGUUCUUCUUACGUCACGAAUGACGUAGCUGGUACAAGUAAUGGGAUACACGCGGGCAGUCCGAUUCUUGUGGAGGAAAAGGCCGACAGCUUUAUAACAGACGACGAGGACCACGAGUACCAAGUAAUCCCUGAUAACCCGCCGACCCCCACACCCACCAGAAGCACCAAAGCUUCAUCCAAGGCGUCCACCGGGUCUUCUAUCGGGAACCACAGCCGCCAGUCUGAUUCAAUGCCUUGGCCUCAGGUUUGGGGCAAUGCGGGUGACGCCUGGGGGAAAGAUGGCCCAUCCUCGCCUAUCUUUAUCGAUGCAAAAGGCGGUGUGACGUCAUUCACCCCCCAUAAUCGACCGCAGCGAUCUAGAGCGGGUACUUUCCCUCACCCGUUACACUAUGGUGUCGAAAACGGGUUAGAUUCGAUGCCAGGCCCGCCGAAAACUGCCCCACCUAAUUCAACACAGUCAUUCACUGCUCCACGAUUCCACCACCGAAAACGAGGAGGAAGUAAAUCUCCUCCUAACGCAACAACUGCUUCAUCCUACUAUCCUCCCCAGCGUUACUCCUCCUCCUCCGGCUCCUCUUCUCACUCUCACUUUGAUUCAACGUCAUCGCAACGUCACAAUCCAGCGAGCACGUAUUACUCCUCUGUGCCAGAAUACGACCCAAGAGGAGCAGACGACGCUUUCCUGACCUCUAACGGCCACCAACGUGGCAUGGGGCAGCCGGAUAGUGGCGAGCUUGCGCACACCGACUCCAGGUCUGACGAAUGGCCACCUGGUAGCGAUAGAGGGCGCAAACCCUCUUAUAACUACCCGAGCAAUAUCCCAGUCAGCCAAUCAGCGCCGUUUUCAACGUUGCCUAGCAACGGUUUGACGACGAACAGCGGGGAACCAAUCAACGGUUCUGUCCGCCGCUCCACCUCGAGAUCGGAGUCAAUGAAACAGCGCGGCGGGGGGUACGACCAUCUUUACCGGAACAAAUGCAUUGGAAGUCCCGAUGGUGGAAAAAGCGUCGUCGCUCUUACUAUGAAUAAUUAUGAUCAACUGGACCUAAACACCCCUGUGUAGCAGUCGGUUCGCAACGUCAUCAGCGGUGACGUCAUCGAUGACGUAAUCUGUGACAUCCUUGAUAACGCAGUCUAAUUUAUUCCGGCGCUUUGUAGCGGCUUGCUGUCCGAAAAGUUUCACGCCUACGAAUGACGUCAUGCUAACGAACGGAUACGUCAUGAUGACGCCAUCGCACUGCCUGCAGUAGAUUUCUUGCCGAUAUGCUUAAGCACGCAACCGCUUCAAGCCAUCCUUUCCAAAUAUCUUAUAUAAUUGAUUAAUAUGAUCUUUAUGGCCGUCCAUUCCAAGUUACCUGGCUUCCCCAUUAUUGCCAUUCUCGUGUUCUUUGUUACGUCACCAUAUUCUCAGUGUUGCGCGCUGCUACGUGAUUAUGACGUUACGAUUUUCUAUUGUGACGCAACGUGCUGCAUUGUCUUCAACUAUGUACGUCAUAAAACGACUACUGAACCAUGACACGUAGACUAUGACGUCAUAUUCACUUGGUUAAAGAAGAAUGACACUUGUGACUACGUCACAAUAAACGUCAGUAUUUGUGUUUCAUUGUUACGAAACAGUCGUCGUAGUUACGUCACAAUGAACUUACCUUUUGUUACCUUCCUUUUAUGUUCUUGCAAUAUACCGCUAGUGGGCGCCCACGAUUAUUACAUUACCAUUGCUUGUAAUGCUCGAUAUAAACUUGACCAAAUCCAA